AUGAACACUGUCAAAGCUAUUAAAAAUGCAAUAGUGUGUCUUGUUUUGCUUCCUCGCUUUCUCGUGGCGGCCGUGCUGUUUUGGCUGCUGGACUUUCUGUGCAUCAGAAAAAGGGUGUUUUUCAGGAUGAGGCCACACGAAGAGGGAGAUGCCAUAGACCCCCCGCUGUGCAUCUCCGACUCCAACCGAUUGUGCACCCUGGAGUCCCUUAAGGCGGUGUGGCACGGGCACAAGCUGGACUUUUUAAAAGCUGCGCGUCUCGGAUGCGGAGCGCCCAACACCGAGGUGGUGCAGCUGCGCGACCAGAAGCGCAGCCGCGUUCUCGAUUACGCGCAGGGCGACCGGCCGCUCAUCCUUAACUUCGGCAGCUGCACCUGACCGCCGUUUAUGGCGCGCCUCAAGGCGUUCCACGGCCUCGUACAGCAACACGAGGACGUAGCGGACUACUUGGUGGUGUAUAUCGAAGAAGCGCACCCCUCGGACGGGUGGGUGAGCUCCGACGCGCCAUACCAGAUCCCCAAGCACCGCUGUCUUGAGGACCGGCUGAGCGCAGCACAGCUGAUGCGCCUGGAGGUCCCCGGGUGCGCGGUGGUGGUGGACAACAUGGAGAACGCGACCAACGCCGCGUACGGAGCAUAUUUUGACAGACUUUACAUACUUCACGAUGGUAAAAUAGUGUACCAGGGCGGUAGGGGUCCGGAGGGUUACCGGAUCUCUGAGCUAAGAGACUGGCUUAAUCACUACAGACAAACACUGCUGCUUGAAAAGCCUAAGGUCGUUAUGGAUGUUUAGAACUGUUAUAGAAAUGUGAAUAAUAGGCCUACUUAUUUCAAAUCUAACUGAAUUUUUCUCUCACCAUCCUAUGUUGUAGCCUUUAUUUAUGUUGUAUGUUCACGUCACAAUUGUGACGGUGUUUUGUUUUCAUUCCAUCUCAGUCUUUUAAAAGUCACCUGUUUGCUAAAAAGUAAUAUUUUGUAAGCCAGUGUCUUGGAUUUUUUUGCAAAAUGUUGUGACAUUCAAUAAUGUGGACGUUAUUUAUCUACCUUGGAAUGAGUAUAAUGAAUAAAUAGCUAAGAAUAACACAUUUUUAGCAAUCAUCAUUGCCUCCAGUAUAGUUGUGAAGUGCGGUUUUUAAACGGAUUUAAACCACAGAACCGAUACUGAUGUUAUCAUACUGGAGGUGAUGGUAAACACUUAUUUUACCCUAGGAAAUAUACAGUGUUGAGUGGCAAGUACAUGUUACAGUUUAUUUUUCUU
Molecule: messenger RNA, 1257 nt
Organism: Gadus chalcogrammus (walleye pollock)
Lineage: Eukaryota; Metazoa; Chordata; Actinopteri; Gadiformes; Gadidae
Gene: dio3a
Product: iodothyronine deiodinase 3a
Exons: 1
Molecular function (GO): thyroxine 5'-deiodinase activity
Source: RefSeq, a predicted model, not a curated record